UCUGACCAUCCCAAACGCAGUCUGACCCUGAAGCCCCCCCCCCAACUCCCAUCCCCACUUCCAUCUCUCCCUUUCCCUCACGAUGGCUGAGCCUCCAGAACCAGUGCACUUCCAGGGGGGCCAAGCAGCAGCAGAAGCAGCAGCACUCGGCUCUGAGCCGGGUGAGUCCACAGAGGUGGAGUGUCCCAUCUGCUACCACGAGUACAACCAAUGUGACAAGUGUCCUCGCAUGCUGGAAUGCCUCCAUGUCUUCUGCACCGAGUGCCUCCAGAGAAUUCAGCUGUCCCCGUAUUCAGCUGAACCCGUGGACCCCCAGAGCCCUCGCAGCCCUGCCAUUUUCUGCCCCCUCUGCCGCCACCCCACACUGCUGGAGACCGGCGACCCCCUCACCCUGCCCUGCAAUUCCCGCAUCCUGGCUCAACUACCCCCCAUGGCUUUCUGCACACCUGUGUCGAUGGCUGCUCACUUGGCCACCGUCACCCAGAGGGUGGUCCUCUCCCUGGAUACCAGCAGGGACGCCCGCUUCAUCAUCCUGCCCACAGUGAGCCUAAGGGUGGAGCAGAUGCACCCAAGCGAUAGGCCCCACGGUGGAGGUGUGGGCCUGGUGGGUGAGGUGGAGGUGCUGCAGCACCACAGGAGGACCUUGGCCGUGGUAUUCUGGGUGUUGUUUAUGAUGACCUGCGUGGUGGGACUGGUGUUUGGGCCCAGGUUUUUCCGCAAUUGAGGGGAGAAGGAACCGAGGGGCCUGUUCCAAUACUUUUACAUGCAGCCUUCCUUCCUUUUGUCUUUCCUUGUUUCCUUCCCCCUUACUCAAGGAAGGAAGGAAGGAAGGGUGUAUUGUCAACAUAUUUGAAUAUGGCCUAAGAUCUAGACUGAACUACGGGGCUACAUCAAACGUAGCCUUGAAACGUCCUAUUAACUGUAAAUUACAUAUCUUUAAAAUAUAUAAAAGGUUGAUGCAUACAGCCUCCUAAUCACAUGUCUAGCUCUGUUAAUUGGUGUUGAGAAAAUUAUAUAUAGACAGAUCUGAGUUUUUCCGCUAUGCACUGAUUUAGAGUUCCCCCUAGUGGUCUAAUCUAGGAGCGCCUAUUACAUUGGGGCGCCAGGUAGCCUAGUGGUUAGAGAGUUGGGCCAUUCAACAGCUUGCUUGUUUCGAAUCCCUCAUCCGAAUAGGAGAAAUGUCUACCGAUCUGCCCUUGAACAAGGCACUUACCCCUAAUUGCUACAGGGUUGCGCAAUAAUGUCUGAUCCCUGGCCUUGACCCCACUCUCUGAGGGUGUCUCAGGGGGAGUGGAAUUUCACACCAAGCACUUGUACAGGUUACCCACUAGUACAUGUGUGAAACAGGACAAAUAUAAGCAGCCCCUAUUUGACCUUUGAU
This is a messenger RNA of Oncorhynchus masou masou (cherry salmon), 1381 nucleotides long. RefSeq lists its product as uncharacterized. The transcript has a single exon. The record is from RefSeq and is a predicted model, not a curated record. Gene Ontology annotation, biological process: protein ubiquitination. Bases 83 to 724 code for a protein of 213 amino acids. Lineage: Eukaryota; Metazoa; Chordata; Actinopteri; Salmoniformes; Salmonidae. Gene Ontology annotation, molecular function: ubiquitin protein ligase activity.